Megalobrama amblycephala (Wuchang bream) is the source of this 2598-nucleotide messenger RNA. RefSeq names its product zinc finger protein 239-like. The record is from RefSeq and is a predicted model, not a curated record. The transcript is spliced from 2 exons. Gene Ontology annotation, cellular component: nucleus. NCBI's taxonomy places the organism in Eukaryota, Metazoa, Chordata, Actinopteri, Cypriniformes, Xenocyprididae. Gene Ontology annotation, biological process: regulation of immune system process; negative regulation of transcription by RNA polymerase II; regulation of cytokine production. The coding region runs from base 152 to 1126 and encodes 324 amino acids. Gene Ontology annotation, molecular function: RNA polymerase II cis-regulatory region sequence-specific DNA binding; DNA-binding transcription activator activity, RNA polymerase II-specific.
AUUCUGUUUUUUGGUUGUCGUUAACGCAUGCCCUGAGUUUGGUUAUGGUUUGCUUUCAUUUUAUUAAAGUUUAUUUUGUAUUCAUCUUCAUUGUCCCCAUCUUCCCACAGGAGAAGCAAGCAGGAGGAAUUACUGACAUACUAUUGUAAAGAUGGAGUUUGAGGAAGAAUCCUGCAUAUUGAAAGAUGAAGAUACAGAGGAACAAACAGACCUGAUGGAACAAAGUGAAGCAGAGGAGAAACUCCAUCAAUUUCAGAUGCCCCAAAACACUCAAAGUGGAGAGAAAUGUUCUUACACCUGCUCUCAGUGUGGAAACAGACUAGCAUCUAAAUCAAGCUUGAAGAACCACAUGAGGAUCCACAAUGAAGAGAAACCCUUCACAUGCCAUCAGUGUGGAAAGAGCUUCACAUGGGCAAAAAGUCUCAAAAGUCAUCUGCUGUUACACUUAGGAGAAAGAUCAUUUGGCUGUGAUCAGUGUGACAAGAAAUUUAUUUUGGAAGAUCACCUGAAAAGGCACAUGAAAAGUCAUGCAGAUGUGAAGCCUCACGUUUGUUCUGUUUGUGGAAAGAGUUUUUCUGUACUGCAGACUUUAAAACACCAUGAGCUUAUUCAUACUGGUGUGAAAACUCAUGUGUGCAUUGACUGUGGGAAGAGCUUUAUUUCAUCCGAAAUCUUAAAAAAACACCAGAGAGUUCAUACCGGAGAGAAACCGUACAAGUGCUCACACUGUGGAAAGAGUUUCGCUCAGUCAGGAGACAUGAAAGCUCAUGAAAGAAUUCAUACUGGAGAGAAGCCACACAAGUGCUCACACUGUGGAAAGCGUUUCACUCGGCCAGGAGCCUUGAAAGAUCAUGAGAAAAAUCAUACUGGAGAGAAACAAUACAAAUGCUCACACUGUGGAAAGAGUUUUACUCGGUUAGGAACAUUGAAAGAUCAUGAGAGAGUUCAUACUGGAGAGAAACCGUACAUGUGCUCACAAUGUGGGAAGAGUUUCUAUGUUUCAGGAACCUUGAAAGACCAUGAGAGAAUUCAUACUGGAGAGAAGCCGCACCAGUGCUCUUCAUGUGGGAAGAGUUUCAGACGAUCAUCUAAUCUACGGAUUCAUGAGAAAAAGCAUUGCUCAUAGGUGUGAGCAAAGUUCACAUUCAGAUCCAUCACUUUCAAAUAAAUAGUUUAAUAUUCAGAUUUUUUUUUUUUUGUCAAGUUGUUUAGAGGUUGGAGCAUUAAGAACAAAUUGAAGACUUUUUUUGCAUUUAAGUCACACAGAAACUCUGUACUGAGAAAUAAAGAGGAAUGACGUGACUUAUUUAAUGAAUUAAUUUACUUGUUUACCUGAAAUCAAGGGGUCGUCGUUACAUUGAUCAAGUGUUGAAAUUAAAAAUGUAUAUUCAUUAAUUUAAACAUAUUUAGUUGUUCAGUCAAUCUAUCAAGUCGAAGUAUGAAACUGUAUGCCCAUUCCCAAAAUGCGCCUGAGAAAAGUUAGUAUAGAGAAUUCAAAUGCGGAUGCGCGGGAGUUGGGAGAGCGGUGCAGAAUCAGCCGGUGAUACUGAAAGGCCUGCUGAAGUGAAAAUACCUGUGUUCAUUUGGACAGGGCCUCAGUGCGAUCCUGCCUAUCCCUUCACUAACUGCAUGUUAAUCGAUAACGAAUUGUGAUUGGAUUGUAAUUUUGUGCUACGACAAGCUUGGCUACCUUAGUAGGCUGAAAUUAUAUUCAACCCGCCAAAGUGGCUAGUGGGAGUGGCUGUCUUACCCGCCACAGCUGAAAUCUACCCGCAUUUGGCAGGUUGGUAAUGUAGUAUAUGCUUAUAUCUCUUAAAUGUGAAUUUUGUCAUUGUUUUGGAACACACCAGCUUAUUCAUAACCUUAACAUAUUCAUACUAAGCUAAAAAGCUUAAAUUUUGAUUUCAGGGGUACUUGAAGGCCGACACAGUCAUUCUCAACUUAGAAGACAUAUUAAUCGUCGCAAGUUUCAAGACACUGUGGUGAGUAUAGUGUGUUGGCUUUGCUUUAGGACCUGGCAUAAAUUAAUAGGCACUUUGUAGAAUCGCGAGUAAUUGCUUUUAUUUUCGUGUUUUCUGGUUAGUAUCCCCACUAACGUUACCCUAUUUAUUUUCCUUGUGUCAUAUACUGUAUAAAAGUUUUAGAUCAACUUCUAAAUGUAUGUGCGCCAUCCGCCAUGCGACUGCUGAAUACAGUGAGUUUGCCUUCGGCCCUUUGGGGACUUAUUGCCUCAAACACAUAGAGCACAUGUUUUUUUUAUUCCUCCAUUAAUUUUUUAGCUCGUGUCAGUAACUGUCAGCAGUCCUGAAAGUUGGGUAUAUUUACAUACACAAAAUAAACGAUAAAGCAAAAUCUAUAUUGAUUGAUUUUCAUCCUCAGUAAUAUAAAGUGUGAUGCAGGGGAACUUUGCUAUUAAUGUUAUUUUACUUUCUUUUUAUUUCUUAGGUUUUUAAUCAGUGCCAUUUUUGAAAGUUUUCUUCACCACAUCAAGACAUGCAUAAGACUUGGUAUAUAUAUAUUGUUCAUCCUUGUUUGAAACAAGGUAUUUUCACCAAAUAUCGAUCCUGUUGGAAUUGAUUUGUUAAUAAAGUGAUGAUA